Messenger RNA from Leptomonas pyrrhocoris, 790 nucleotides. RefSeq lists its product as hypothetical. The coding region runs from base 506 to 790 and encodes 94 amino acids. The transcript has a single exon. NCBI's taxonomy places the organism in Eukaryota, Euglenozoa, Kinetoplastea, Trypanosomatida, Trypanosomatidae. The record is from RefSeq and is a predicted model, not a curated record.
GAGUAGUAGACUAGAGUUUUUCCUUUUUUUGUUUUAUUGUUUUGGGAUACAAGCGCCACUGGUGUUGUGUGCGUGCAACGUCGCCUUGCUCUUCUACCCUCCGAUGUAUGGAGUCCACCGGAGACUCUUCCUUUUGAGGUUGAAACGCGGUACCUCAACAGCGAAACAAAAAGAAUAAAAGAAAGAAAGGCGAGCCAACGCAGAAGUAAGACGUCCGUGCUCAUCUGUGCCCCGCCUUUUUUUCCCCGCACCUGUCGGAACCCGGGAACCGCAGCAGAAGCAGCUCGACCAAACAAACGGGGCCAAACGCGUAAUGGAAUCGCAGGUGGAGAUGUGAAGGAGGCGCACCAGAGUAGAGGAGCGCCGCCUGCUUCCUCUUGUUGGUGACGUCGCUGCCGGUCUUCUACCAGUUCUGCUUCUCUGCUCUGCUGCUUCGACAGGCUUUCAGGGCCCGUUGUUCCGGCCUGCCAUCUUCGCUUGCCCCGCAAAAGCGGCUGGCCGUGCCAUGGUUUGCUUCUCUCUUAUGAGAGCGGCUCCCCUCUCAUCCAGGCUGUUUUCAUUGCGUCAUUGGGGAGGUGAAGCACCUUCAACGUUCUUCUUCCCUUUGCUGUUCUUUGCCUUUCUCUUCACUCGGAUGUUAAACGCGCACGCGCGCACACGCAGACGCACUCUUCGGUGUGUGACGGCGCGACGGUGGGGCGGCUCCACGACGGAGUCACCCUCACUGCCUUUCUUCGCUGCCCUGCCUGUGUCUGGGAGAGGUUUUCGGCUUCCCGCGACACGCGCCUGA